This is a messenger RNA of Gavia stellata (red-throated loon), 1090 nucleotides long. It is a transcript of the gene DHDDS, whose product is annotated as dehydrodolichyl diphosphate synthase subunit. The coding region runs from base 13 to 1014 and encodes 333 amino acids. Gene Ontology annotation, molecular function: ditrans,polycis-polyprenyl diphosphate synthase [(2E,6E)-farnesyl diphosphate specific] activity. Lineage: Eukaryota; Metazoa; Chordata; Aves; Gaviiformes; Gaviidae. The transcript has 8 exons. Gene Ontology annotation, biological process: polyprenol biosynthetic process. The record is from RefSeq and is a predicted model, not a curated record. Gene Ontology annotation, cellular component: endoplasmic reticulum; dehydrodolichyl diphosphate synthase complex.
UCUCGGUAAGACAUGUCUUGGAUCAGAGAAGGCGAGCUGACCAUCAUAGAGAGAUUUUGUGCCAACAUCAUUAAGGCAGGUCCAAUGCCCAAGCAUGUUGCCUUCAUCAUGGAUGGUAAUCGCCGUUACGCCCAAAAGUGCCACGUGGAGAGACAGCAGGGGCAUUCGCAAGGCUUUGAUAAGCUGGCACAGACACUACGGUGGUGCUUAAAUCUAGGCAUUCGGGAGGUCACCGUUUAUGCAUUUAGUAUUGAGAACUUUAAACGCUCCAAGGAGGAGGUGGAUGGACUAAUGGAUCUGGCAAGACAGAAAUUUAGCCGCCUGCUGGAAGAACAGGAGAACUUGAAGAAGCAUGGUGUGUGUAUCCGUGUCCUUGGAGACCUUCCACUUCUGCCCUUGGAUAUUCAGGAGCUGAUUGCCCAAGCUGUGCUGGCAACUAGGAACUACAACAAGUGCUUUCUAAAUGUCUGCUUUGCAUACACAUCAAGACAUGAAAUCAGCAAUGCUGUCAGGGAAAUGGCAUGGGGGGUGGAACAAGGACUGCUCGAACCCAGUGAUGUGUCUGAAUCGUUGCUUGAUAAGUGUCUGUACACCAACAACUCUCCUGACCCAGACCUCCUGAUUCGAACCUCUGGAGAGGUUCGGUUGAGUGAUUUCUUGCUCUGGCAGACAUCCCAUUCAUGCUUGGUGUUUCAGUCAGUCUUGUGGCCAGAAUAUUCCUUUUGGAACUUGUGUGAGGCUAUCCUUCGGUUCCAGAUGAACUACAGUGCUUUACAGAAGGCCAGAGACUCCUACACAGAGGAAAGGAGGCGACAACAGAUGGAAAGGGAUCAGGCUUACGUGACAAAGAAGCUGCAGCAGGAGGGGUUUGCAUCCCACGGAGACUCUCGGCGCCGACGGACACUGUUGCAGAAGUGCACCGCUAUGCGGGAAGAGAGAAUCCAGGGCUUUCUACAGGCACUAGAGCACAAGAGAGCGGACUUCUUUGAAAGAUUGUGUACGGUGUCUGCAUGACAUAGGUGUUGGGGUGUUCUUGGGAAGACAAUUUUUAACCGCAUUAGAGGGAACAGCUGCUGCCCAGAGGAAUUCA